Molecule: messenger RNA, 228 nt
Organism: Symbiodinium sp. CCMP2592
Lineage: Eukaryota; Dinophyceae; Suessiales; Symbiodiniaceae
Source: the annotation of a GenBank genome assembly
AUGACGGUGGAGGGCGCUGCCUUGGUGAAGGCCACAAAGGCUGGCCCGGUCGUCAGACCAAGGCGGCGGCCGGCAUCCGUCGGGGAAUCUCCAGGCCAGCUUAGCUUGCCCACACCGCCGAGGAAGAGGCCUUUUCCUGCCGCCCUUCGUGGAGUGGAGCUGGUCGAGGUGCCGCCGAGUGCGAUCCAGGAGCUUGCAUCCCAGGGUCCCGACGCAGGCAAGGAGUAG